UUAGAACACAGAUAUUUGCAGCUGAGGCAUGAGUCUAUGCAAAGAAAUAUCAGACUGCGAUCAAAAAUUGCAAUGAAAAUGAGAGAAUUUUUAAUCAGAAGUCAUGGUUUUGUGGACAUCGAGACACCAACGUUGUUUAGACGAACCCCUGGGGGUGCUCAAGAAUUUGUAGUCCCUACCCGAAUGCCUGACAAAUUUUAUUCUCUAGUCCAAAGUCCCCAACAGUUUAAGCAGCUAUUGAUGGUAGGUGGAUUUGAUCGUUAUUUCCAGAUCGCUCGUUGCUACCGAGAUGAAGGAACUAAACCCAAUCGCCAACCAGAAUUCACACAGGUUGACAUUGAAAUGUCUUUUACAACAAAAGAAAACAUUCAAAGAUUAAUCGAAGGACUGUUGAAUCAUGUUUGGCCCGAAGACAUGGGUAACAUACCAAUUCCGUUUCCUGAAAUGAGCUACAAGGACGCCAUGGAGAAUUACGGAGUAGACAAACCUGACACACGCUUCGGCAAUUUGCUUCAAGACAUAACGGACCUCACCAAGGCCAGCGAAAUGUCUCGCAUAUUCAACAGUUCCCAGAUUGCGGAUUUCACUGCAAUCGCCAUAGUUUUCAAGAGCUCUGUGGCUUUGAUUUCGAAAACUGCCGAAGAGUCCUUACUCACUUCGGAAAAAACGGCCACACAAAACGCAGCUGUCCUUUGUUCUCAUCAGAAUAGAAGACGGGGGAAAAUGGAAAUCAUCAUUGGCCAAAAAACUAACUCAAGAAACAAUGAACUCCGUUGGCGAUCGUUUAGGUGCGUCUGCAGGCGAUACUAUUUUACUUGGUCUUGGACCUAGAGAAAGCUUGGUAAGUUAUUUACAGUUGCCUCAAAUAAAAUAAAAUGAA
Messenger RNA from Daphnia magna, 880 nucleotides. Its product is annotated as aspartate--tRNA ligase, mitochondrial-like. The transcript has 5 exons. Lineage: Eukaryota; Metazoa; Arthropoda; Branchiopoda; Diplostraca; Daphniidae. The record is from RefSeq and is a predicted model, not a curated record. Gene Ontology annotation, cellular component: cytoplasm; mitochondrion. The coding region runs from base 37 to 831 and encodes 264 amino acids. Gene Ontology annotation, biological process: aspartyl-tRNA aminoacylation; lysyl-tRNA aminoacylation. Gene Ontology annotation, molecular function: ATP binding; aspartate-tRNA ligase activity; lysine-tRNA ligase activity.